UUGAGUCGAAUGCUCUCCUAUUUGUGUACAAGUACGAAUAUUUUGUGAAUGAAUGGUGGACUUGUCGAAAUAUAUACGUAUAACUGCUCUAAAAUUGUGUAGUGGAAGACCUUGACAAUGGCCAACUCUCUGGCGACUUGUGCUGUACGCUUUGGUCGUCAGAAGUUGCCAGCCGCAGCAAGUUCAGUUUACAUCCAGAAGAGAGAUGCUGGUAGUGAUUUGGCAGCGUGUAAAAGAGGGCGUGGUGGGAGAUCGUCAUUCAGUGGAGUGGUGGCUACAGUCUUUGGAGCCUCAGGAUUUAUGGGAAGACAUAUUGUAAACAGAUUAGGUCAGAUUGGAUCCCAGGUGAUUAUUCCGUACAGAGGAGACACAUAUAGAGUGGCAAGACUGAAGUUGGCUGGAGACCUGGGACAGAUCUUGUUCACACCAAUAGACAGCAUAUACCAUGAGGACCAGUUGAGGAAAGCGAUGAUGCACUCCAAUUUGGUCAUCAACCUGAUCGGAAAAGAGUUUGAGACAGAGUCCUAUGAUUUUCAUGACUUGUAUGUGGACGGUGCAGUUCAGAUCGCUAAAAUUGCCAAGGAGAUGGGUGUAGAGAGGUUAAUCCAUUUUUCUCACCUGAAUGCAGACCCCAAGCGCACUGAUCUCAUUCAUUUCGGUGAUGAUAUUCCAAAAGGAAAUUCUAUGUUACAGAAAAAGUGGGAAGGUGACCAGGCAGUGAGGGAGAUUUUUCCAGAGGCGAUAAUAUUCAGACCAGCAGAUAUUUAUGGAAUCAAAGAUAGAUACUUGUACAAAUACAUUUACAGGCGUCGCUAUGGGAUGUUCAGUCGCAAGCUCCCAAUCUGGAGAAAGGGACAUGAAACGGUCAAACAGCCAAUCUUCGCUGGUGAUGUUGCCACUGGAGUGAUGAACGCAGUCUUUGACGCAGACGCUCCCGGAAACACAUAUUACUGCGUAGGACCUGAGAGGUAUACCUUAAACAACAUUGUAGAACACCUCACCAAACUAAGCCACAAGGACAUCAAGAAAAUUACAGACCUCGAUGUUUCAUACAUACGGAAGUUGAUAAGACAGAGAAAUAACAGACAGAUUAAUUUUGAUUCUCUACAAAGAGAAGCACUCUCUGAUUUCAUCGUGGACAGAGAUGUGGCCAAGACUCUGGAAGACCUUCACGUCCAGCCUCGCAGUCUGAGAGACAUGGCCAGAAUCGUAGUCAACCCAUACAUCACCUUCCAGGUUAUCGACAAGGAGUAUAUCACUAGGGAGGUACACAUCCCGGACCUGGUACCAGUGGAUGAUUAAAAGUCAGGUGUCCCUGACCUCAUACCAGUGGAGGAUUAACAGUCGACAGAGGGUUUCUUGUGUUUAGAGGGGGACAGUGCAGAAAAUCUGAUACGCCCGUGCUGGAAUUUUGUGACAGAUAUUUAAAUGAAGAAAUAAUAAAUAUUUUGUUGAUUUC
Ostrea edulis (European flat oyster) is the source of this 1459-nucleotide messenger RNA. RefSeq names its product NADH dehydrogenase [ubiquinone] 1 alpha subcomplex subunit 9, mitochondrial-like. NCBI's taxonomy places the organism in Eukaryota, Metazoa, Mollusca, Bivalvia, Ostreida, Ostreidae. The transcript has 11 exons. Gene Ontology annotation, cellular component: mitochondrion. The record is from RefSeq and is a predicted model, not a curated record. Gene Ontology annotation, molecular function: protein-containing complex binding. Bases 118 to 1302 code for a protein of 394 amino acids.